Danio rerio (zebrafish) is the source of this 4365-nucleotide messenger RNA. Lineage: Eukaryota; Metazoa; Chordata; Actinopteri; Cypriniformes; Danionidae. The record is from RefSeq and is a predicted model, not a curated record.
UGACGUCACGACGUCGUUUCGGAGUUCACAGCAACAAGAUGAGAGAGGAAGCCUUGAGAUGGAGGCAGGGGGGUGAUUUAUCGUAAAAAAAUAGCGAAUUUGGAGACAGUUGACAUUCCGUUUUCAGAAAGAGAUGUAAAAGUCUCCCCAAGGAAGAGUCGUGUGUUAAAUUUAGCUAUAUUAAUACUCAGUCAGCACUGGAUAUUUGGGUGUACUAAACCGUGACCAUGGCGACUGACAUCGGCUCCCCUCCGCGGUUCUUCCAUAUGCCUCGCUUCCAGCACCAGGCUCCCCGUCAGCUGUUCUACAAGAGGCCCGACUUCGCCCAGCAGCAGGCCAUGCAGCAGCUCACCUUCGACGGCAAGCGCAUGAGAAAAGCCGUCAACCGCAAAACCAUCGAUUACAAUCCAUCCGUCAUCAGACAUCUAGAGAAUCGAUUGUGGCAGCGAGAUCAUCGAGAUUUCCGUGCUGUUCAACCAGACGCAGGCUGCUAUAAUGAACUCGUUCCCCCAGUGGGCAUGAUUAGCAAUCCUAUGAAUGCUGUCACGACAAAGUUUGUCAGAACCUCCACCAACAAAGUCAAAUGCCCUGUGUUUGUUGUGAGGUGGACUCCUGAAGGCAGGCGACUUGUAACAGGUGCCUCCAGUGGGGAGUUUACUUUAUGGAAUGGGCUCACGUUCAACUUUGAGACAAUUUUACAGGCUCAUGACAGCCCUGUCAGGGCAAUGACCUGGUCUCAUAAUGACAUGUGGAUGUUAACUGCCGACCAUGGAGGUUAUGUGAAGUACUGGCAGUCCAACAUGAAUAACGUCAAGAUGUUCCAGGCUCACAAGGAGGCGAUUAGAGAGGCCAGUUUCUCUCCUACGGAUAAUAAAUUUGCCACUUGCUCUGAUGACGGAACUGUUCGCAUCUGGGACUUUCUGCGCUGUCACGAGGAAAGAAUCCUGAGAGGUCAUGGAGCAGAUGUGAAGUGUGUGGACUGGCAUCCCACAAAGGGCUUGGUGGUGUCCGGCAGCAAAGACAGCCAGCAGCCCAUCAAAUUUUGGGACCCAAAGACUGGACAAAGCUUGGCAACACUACAUGCACAUAAAAACACAGUCAUGGAGGUGAAGUGGAACCUCAAUGGCAACUGGCUGUUGACAGCAUCACGAGACCAUUUAUGCAAACUGUUUGACAUCCGCAACCUCAAAGAGGAGCUGCAGGUUUUCAGAGGACACAAGAAAGAAGCCACAGCUGUGGCCUGGCACCCAGUUCACGAAGGCAUGUUUGCCAGUGGAGGUUCUGAUGGAUCACUACUGUUUUGGCAUGUUGGUGUGGAGAAAGAGGUUGGAGGAAUGGAGAUGGCACAUGAAGGAAUGAUCUGGAGUUUAGCCUGGCAUCCGCUGGGCCACAUUUUGUGUUCUGGGUCUAACGAUCACACAAGCAAAUUUUGGACGAGGAAUCGGCCUGGGGACAAGAUGCGGGACAGAUACAAUCUAAAUUUGUUGCCUGGAAUGUCAGAAGAUGGGGUGGAGUAUGAUGACAUGGACACCAAUAGUAUUGCAGCCAUUCCUGGCAUGGGGAUCCCAGAACAACUGAAGGCAGCCAUGGAACAAGAACAAUCAGGGAAAGACAUGGUGGCAGAGCCUGAGAUGAGCAUCCCGGGGCUGGACUGGGGCAUGGAAGAGGUCAUGCUGAGGGACCAAAAAAAGGCCCCGACUAAAAAAGUUCCUUAUGCAAAACCCAUUCCAGCUCAGUUCCAACAGGCCUGGGCAGAGAAUAAGGUUCCGGUGAUGCCUGCUGGAGAAGUUCCAAAGGAAAGGAAGGAUGAGAAGAAAGUAGAUAGCAAGAAGAAGACGCAAGCAGAGAUUGAGCAGGAAAUGGCUGCCCUGCAGUAUACAAACCCAAUGCUGCUCGAGCAACUGAAGAUUGAGCGAAUGGCACAGUUGCAGGAGCAGGGACUUCCUCCCCCUACUGGACAGCAGUCAGGACCAGUUCCGUCCUUUCCAGGGCAAGGUGGUCCAAUGCCUCCUCCAGCACAAGGCUUCCCUCAGUCCAUGCCUCCACAGCAAACACCACACAACAUGCCUCCUGUUGGACCAGGGGGGAUGCCUGGUCCAUUCAUACCUUCAGGCCAAAUGGGCCCACCGGGACCUCCCAUGCACCAGGGUCCGCCUCCACAGGGCAUGAUGGGACCUCCAGACAUGCAUGGACCUCCACGUCAUCCCGGCCCUCACAGGAACAUUGGACCCCAGGGUCCUCCUGGCAUGCCGCCAGGCCCCAGAGGCAUGCAAGGACCUCCCCCAGGAGGGAUGCACCCUGGCUCUGGUGGACCUCCAGGCAGUAUUAUGGGACCACCGCCACGAGGACAGGGUCCUCCACAAGGAAAUAUGAUGCAUCAGGACAUGAGGGGGCCUGUGCCCCAUGGAAACAUGAUGGGCCCUCAGGGACCCAUGCAAGGGGGUAUGAUGGGCCCUCCGCUCAGGACUCAUGGCAUGGGAAAUAUGCAUGGGAUGGGACCUCCUCCUGGGGGUAUGCAUGGACCACCAAACAACAUGCAAGGGCCACCAGGAAAUAUACAAGGACCUCAAAGCAGCAUGCAGGGCCCCCCACCAUAUAUGCAGGGCAAACCCCCACACAUGGGUGAUGGAAAUCGAGGACAGUUCAGCCAGGGUCAGAAUCAGCCAAUCAUGCAUGGAAUAGGACAGCAGGGUCCUAACGGAAAAGAUGGUUCACGAGGGCCACCUAACCACCACAUGGCUCACCCACCAGAGCGACAAGGCCCCGGAGGACCUAGUCAGAGCUCAGACGGAGGCCAGUACUGGGGGGAAGAUGGGGGUUACCAAGAGGGCUGGAGAAGAGGCCCUGGAGGUCCUGCACAGGAAUACUCUGGAGGUCACAGAGGAAACUCUGGAGGCCAGUGGGAAGGCCAGGAAAGGUUUUCCACACGUGAUGAAGAGUUCAUGGGGUAUGAUGGGUACGAGGGCUCUGGAGAGGAGUUUGAACAGAGGUCGAGACGACAACCCCAUGGAGAUGACUCAUACCGGAGAGGUGGCCCAAAUGUGCGUGGUGGGAUGGGGGGCUACCAAGAUGAGUAUGGUGGAGAUGAGAACUUUGACUCCCAAGAAGAGAUGGGCCAAGGUUGGGGAGGAAGAGGGAGACCGCGUGGUGGACCAACAAGAGGAGGUCAUGAGGGUUAUCGGGAUGGUCAGCGGCCAGACCACAACAUGCAUGACAGUCCUUCCCCUGCCAGUAGAGAGCGUUCGUCUUCUCUACAGGGCAUGGAUAUGGCCUCACUGCCUCCACGCAAACGCCCAUGGCAUGAUGGCCCAGGCACUGGCGACAUGGACUCUCCUGGUUCAGGACCUGAUGAAAGAGGAGCUGGUCGACCAACCCCAAGAGAUGAAGGUGGGUACGGGCCUCCACAACGAGGCGGGGGAAGAGGUGGUUGGGGUCGUGGUGGGCUGCCUAACCCUGGUGGCCCCGGUUCCAAUAUGGGUCCUAAUCUCAGACGAGGUGCUCCACGGGGUGCUAUGAGGGGCGGUCGUGGGCGGUAGAAACAGUGAUACCUGCUUUCCUGCUCACAAGAAGGUGAAACCGAGUACACUGAGGACAGAGCACAACAAAGAACCACACACGGCAAGAACACCAGCUUCCUUGAAGGUCUUAAAUGGUGACUGGAAGCAGCACUUCAAAGGAAAAUCAGCUUCUCAGACUGGUGGCUAAAGUUGAGCUUUUUCUCUACAAUGUACUGGAUGGAAGGUGAAGCGGUCAUCCUAGGCCAGACGCUUUUGGCUCUGAUGCUCCUUGGCACCUGCUUGGCCCAUACAUGGUGGUAUACAGAACUUGAUAUCAACGAUGAGAAUAAUAGCUGUAAUGGUGCGAUGAGAAACAUCAUCUCUUGAAAUGGACUUGUGUUUGUGGUCCAGUAGACUUUGCGAUGCAUGCUUCAGUGUGGAAGCUGAAGAAACUGAGCAGCUUUAUUAGACAACGAGAAACCGAGUUUGUACCAGCACCUGAGCCUCCGUUUUUUUGUUGUUGUGUACUUUAGAUAUUCUCAUAAAACAAAACCAUUGCGUAUCAUUGGAUUCUGUCACCUAGAAAAUGGAAGUCAAGCUAGAGCCAACGUUGAGCAGGCUUUAUCUUGAGAACUCCCAGAGAAAAGUGAACUUUCGAAUGUUUUGUUGCCCCAGCGCUGUUUAUUUAAUUUCAUUUUUAUGUAAAAUAACGGAGAUAAUCUUUCUGUAACCUUACCAGGCUACUCUCGGUGACAAAGCUUCCGACUUUGUUUCUAUUUGUACAGUUUGUCACAGAAGUUGUCAUAUUGUUUUGUCCUUUUUUUGUAUGGAAACCAUAAUAGAAUGUGCAAAAUUUAUGUAAAAAAAA